This is a messenger RNA of Closterium sp. Yama58-4, 1617 nucleotides long. The record is from the annotation of a GenBank genome assembly. Lineage: Eukaryota; Viridiplantae; Streptophyta; Zygnematophyceae; Desmidiales; Closteriaceae.
AUGCCCUCCUCCACACACUCCAUUGCACCGUCCUACAGAGAGGAGGGGACGGUGAGGUUGAGUGCCGAGGAGGGUAGUGAUAGUGCCGAGGAGGGUAGUGAUAGUGCCGAGGAGGGUAGUGAUAGUGCCGAGGAGGGUAGUGAUAGUGCCGAGGAGGGUAGUGAUAGUGCCGAGGAGGGUAGUGAUAGUGCCGAGGAGGGUAGUGAUAGUGCCGAGGAGGGUAGUGAUAGUGCCGAGGAGGGUAGUGAUAGUGCCGAGGAGGGUAGUGAUAGUGCCGAGGAGGGUAGUGAUAGUGCCGAGGAGGGUAGUGAUAGUGCCGAGGAGGGUAGUGAUAGUGCCGAGGAGGGUAGUGAUAGUGCCGAGGAGGGUAGUGAUAGUGCCGAGGAGGGUAGUGAUAGUGCCGAGGAGGGUAGUGAUAGUGCCGAGGAGGGUAGUGAUAGUGCCGAGGAGGGUAGUGAUAGUGCCGAGGAGGGUAGUGAUAGUGCCGAGGAGGGUAGUGAUAGUGCCGAGGAGGGUAGUGAUAGUGCCGAGGAGGGUAGUGAUAGUGCCGAGGAGGGUAGUGAUAGUGCCGAGGAGGGUAGUGAUAGUGCCGAGGAGGGUAGUGAUAGUGCCGAGGAGGGUAGUGAUAGUGCCGAGGAGGGUAGUGAUAGUGCCGAGGAGGGUAGUGAUAGUGCCGAGGAGGGUAGUGAUAGUGCCGAGGAGGGUAGUGAUAGUGCCGAGGAGGGUAGUGAUAGUGCCGAGGAGGGUAGUGAUAGUGCCGAGGAGGGUAGUGAUAGUGCCGAGGAGGGUAGUGAUAGUGCCGAGGAGGGUAGUGAUAGUGCCGAGGAGGGUAGUGAUAGUGCCGAGGAGGGUAGUGAUAGUGCCGAGGAGGGUAGUGAUAGUGCCGAGGAGGGUAGUGAUAGUGCCGAGGAGGGUAGUGAUAGUGCCGAGGAGGGUAGUGAUAGUGCCGAGGAGGGUAGUGAUAGUGCCGAGGAGGGUAGUGAUAGUGCCGAGGAGGGUAGUGAUAGUGCCGAGGAGGGUAGUGAUAGUGCCGAGGAGGGUAGUGAUAGUGCCGAGGAGGGUAGUGAUAGUGCCGAGGAGGGUAGUGAUAGUGCCGAGGAGGGUAGUGAUAGUGCCGAGGAGGGUAGUGAUAGUGCCGAGGAGGGUAGUGAUAGUGCCGAGGAGGGUAGUGAUAGUGCCGAGGAGGGUAGUGAUAGUGCCGAGGAGGGUAGUGAUAGUGCCGAGGAGGGUAGUGAUAGUGCCGAGGAGGGUAGUGAUAGUGCCGAGGAGGGUAGUGAUAGUGCCGAGGAGGGUAGUGAUAGUGCCGAGGAGGGUAGUGAUAGUGCCGAGGAGGGUAGUGAUAGUGCCGAGGAGGGUAGUGAUAGUGCCGAGGAGGGUAGUGAUAGUGCCGAGGAGGGUAGUGAUAGUGCCGAGGAGGGUAGUGAUAGUGCCGAGGAGGGUAGUGAUAGUGCCGAGGAGGGUAGUGAUAGUGCCGAGGAGGGUAGUGAUAGUGCCGAGGAGGGUAGUGAUAGUGCCGAGGACGGUAGUGAUAGUGCCGAGGAGGGUAGUGAUAGUGCCGUGCUGCCAUGCUAUUUAUACGGCUAUUCGUUCUUAGUCUUGAAGCCUGAAAAAGCAUGA